Nicotiana tabacum (common tobacco) is the source of this 951-nucleotide messenger RNA. Its product is annotated as SUMO-conjugating enzyme SCE1. The record is from RefSeq and is a predicted model, not a curated record. NCBI's taxonomy places the organism in Eukaryota, Viridiplantae, Streptophyta, Magnoliopsida, Solanales, Solanaceae.
UCAAUACAUUCCUUUUCUUUUUAACUUAAAAGGGGCAGCCAACGAAAAACUCAUUGCUCGCUGCUCAUUACUCAUUUACCUUAACAGCUGUUUGGAGAAAGACAAGAAUGUCGGGAGGUAUUGCUCGAGGUCGUCUUGCAGAGGAGCGAAAAGCUUGGCGCAAGAAUCACCCCCAUGGAUUUGUUGCAAAGCCGGAGACACUUCCAGAUGGGUCAGUGAACCUGAUGGUUUGGCACUGCACCAUUCCUGGUAAAACUGGGACUGAUUGGGAAGGUGGUUAUUAUCCACUUACAGUUCACUUCAGUGAAGAUUAUCCGAGCAAACCACCUAAGUGUAAAUUCCCACCAGGUUUUUUCCAUCCAAAUGUCUAUCCGUCUGGAACAGUUUGCUUGUCGAUCCUCAAUGAAGACAGUGGAUGGAGACCAGCCAUCACUGUGAAACAGAUACUGGUUGGUAUCCAGGACUUGUUAGAUCAGCCAAACCCUGCUGAUCCUGCCCAGACUGAAGGCUAUCAUCUAUUUAUUCAGGAUGCUCUGGAGUACCGAAAGAGGGUGCGACUGCAGUCUAAGCAGUAUCCACCUCUUGUUUAAAGAAUGUUUUGUCUAAUCUUGUGCUGGCUCUAAUGCACGUCAAAGUUUGCUGUCAUCCCCUGGCAAUAGCGGACAACAAAUCUGCCAGCUACUGAUGCUGAUGGGUAUUUGUUUAAGUGGAGAAGUAAAUAGGAUUUUAUAUCUAAUAUUAUUGCCUUUCAUAGUUCUCAGAGUAUAUGUGUAGAACAAGCACAGCUGCAAAUUGUUAUUACUAAUUUUAUGGUGGAAAUCUGUUGAAAGUUAUUUUCUUUUGCAAAAAGCAGAGUUUCUGUCUGCAAUUUUACGGAAAAUCUUGCUCCAGGGAACAUGGGGUUGUGUACUGUUGUUUUGGAUCCAAAAUCUGCUCUGCUAUUUCUGUUUU